GUUUACUCUUGUAGAAAAGUUUGCAAAAAAUCACUUUUUUACUUAAAAAAUGGAUUUUUUGACUUUGAACAGGAGGGAAAAUACGGAUAAUACACAUCCAAUAACAGAUUUACCGAUUGAGGAUAUAGUUGUGAAGCACAUUGCGCCGUACCUGACAAUUGAGGAUAUCCUGAAUUUUCGAAAAAGCUUCCAGCAUAAUCUUUAUAUGAUUUAUAUGGCAGAGAGAAUGUUCGACGCGCUGCGGAGUAUCACGAUCGACAAAUCACUGAUGAGAGAACCUGGAGAUAUAUCCGCCAUCAUAAGAAAUAGCCGGCAAUUGCGGCAUAUUGAGAUUUCAAUUCCAAUUGAGGAAGAGGAUGAGAUAACAGAUGAAUCCGUGAGUAGGCUUCUGAGGGGGAAUCGUUUUCUCCGGACAAUCUACAUUGAUGGUUGCUGGAAGCUCACAUCUGAAGCUUUUUGGCCACUAAUAGACACAUGUUUGGAUGUUGUGGAGCUGUGCAUUCCCCAUGUGACCCUUUACAGAAAAUUCAUCAAGGCACUGUAUGAAGUCAAUCAGAACCUAACUAAGGUGCAGUUCUCGAAUCCUAAAAAAAAUCCUAUCGCGGAAUACUUCAUAGGUGAUGAUGAUAUGAUGCACAUCAUACCGUGGUAAACCAUUGUCCAAUAAAUUGAAAGAACUUGGAAUUGAAACCGAGAGUUACUCCAAAAGAACAUGGAAAACUGUAGGAUUGCGGAGUUCGCAUAAUGUCCACGGAUCCAGACGGAAAUUCAGUAUCCUCCGAGGAUUUAAUUCGUACGUGAUUGCACUUUUACCAAAAGAAUCCUUUCGGUAGGAAAUCACGGACGUACAAACCAGCUGUUAGCCAUAACAAGACAGGAGCUGCGAACUGUUGUGGGGCUCUUGACGGCGCAUAGCCUUGGCGCACAUUAGAAGUGAAGCUUUCAGGAAGAAUGUAUUCAAGCUAGAGAAUCUAAUGAUCACAGACGUCUCUGAAAUACUUCUCUUCGUACGGAAUUCUAGAAUUGACAGAACUUAGAUUGAAUAAAUAGAAUUUAUAACAUAGAGAAUAGGUGACACGAAGAACUCAACAUAGAGCUCAGCUGUCAACACCCGGACUCUAUCCACAGCGAUCUACAUCAUCAUCAUCAUCCUCCGAGGAUUUGGAAUUCGUCUCUGAUUAACACAGUACACAUUAUAUUAAUUUCCUUUAUUUUAUCUAUCAAAAAUCGAAGAUCUUCGAUUUGAAUUAAAUGAAAUUGAAUUAAUUUUAGUAAAAUCUGAAGUGUUUGAUAAACUUGAUAAAUAAACAAAAUAAGAAAGAAUUCAUGCGUCCGUUACAAAAGACGUUUGAGAAUUUGAUUUGAAAUUUUCCUUUCGCCGACACGAUCGAGAACAGGAUCAUGCUGUUGCUGAU
This is a messenger RNA of Lutzomyia longipalpis, 1415 nucleotides long. RefSeq lists its product as uncharacterized. Bases 50 to 652 code for a protein of 200 amino acids. NCBI's taxonomy places the organism in Eukaryota, Metazoa, Arthropoda, Insecta, Diptera, Psychodidae. The transcript is spliced from 2 exons. The record is from RefSeq and is a predicted model, not a curated record.